AUGGCAUCUGCAAAGCUGGUGUCGUUUAAAUAUGGGGAAAUCCCAGUCGGUGCAAUCAAGCCACGCGGAUGGGUGAAAGAUCAACUUCGACUGGCAGCUGAUGGGCUAGCUGGCCACAUGUUCGAAUUCUACCGCUAUGUCAAGAACAGCUCCUGGCUCGGUGGCUCGGAAGAGUAUAGUGAGCUGAACGAAGCAGCUCCCUACUGGUACAACGGAAUUGUGCCGUUGGCAUACACCCUGAACGAUGAGCGACUCAAAGCCCAAGCGAGUCAGUUUCUUGACUACGUGAUCACUCACCAGGCUGACGAUGGCUGGUUGGGUCCUGAAACCACCAAAGAAACCCGAGGGCUGUGGGCGCGAUGUCUUCUGCUUCUUGGUAUGGCUGCUCACGCGCAGGCUGAGCCGGGACGCAGGGAUGAAAUUAUCAAUUCUAUGCUGCGAUUUACCCGUCUGGCGCAUAUAAUGAUCCAAAAUGAUUAUCAGGGAUAUCUGUCACAUGAGGGAGAUCGCUUUGAUCCGCUCAAGUUUGGGCUGGCCCGGGCUCAUGAACUUUCCACCACCCUCCAGUGGCUCUACGAGAAUGUAGCCGAGGAGAACCGAUCGGUUAUCUGGGAUACUAUGGACUUGAUGUGGACAGGGGCUGAGAUCGGUGGUCGUGACUGGUCCAAGUUCUUUGUCCCAGGAGCGUUUCCUACCUCAGCGUCUAUUAAACCUCAGCCUAAUUUCCAACAUGGAAUCAACGUGGCUCAAGGUUAG
Messenger RNA from Aspergillus oryzae RIB40, 756 nucleotides. RefSeq lists its product as uncharacterized. The transcript has a single exon. The coding region runs from base 1 to 756 and encodes 251 amino acids. Lineage: Eukaryota; Fungi; Ascomycota; Eurotiomycetes; Eurotiales; Aspergillaceae. The record is from RefSeq and is a predicted model, not a curated record.